AGUGUUCUUCCUCCUGGCGCUAGGGUUCUGGUUCAGCUCUUAUGAUGAGGAAGUAGGAAGUUGGCCUCUUGUGCUGUACCCCGUGCGCUCUGCUGUGGGUUGAGUACUUGGCAGCUGCGCCAUGGUGAGCAAGGGGCUUCUGUUCCCAGACCGGGAGGAGUGGCCGGCCACGACUGCAGUGACCUAUGAUGAUGUGCAUAUCGACUUCACUUGGGAGGAGUGGACUUUGAUGGAUCCUUCCCAGAAGAAUCUCUACAAAGAUGUAAUGUGGGAGACCUACAGAAACCUUACUGCUGUAGGCUACAGUUGGGAAGACCAUGAUAUUGAAGAACAUUGUCAAAGUUCUGGAAGAAUUAGAAGGUCCAAAGAACAUCAUAUUGGGAAGAAACCCUCUGAAUAUACUCAAUGUGCAAAAGCACUUUUAUAUUAUGGUCAUCUUCAGAAUAAUGAAAGUAUUCAUACUGGAGAGAAACUCUAUAGUUGUAUUCAAUAUGAUGAAGCUUUUUCUCACAACAUUAGUCUCCAAAUACAUGAAGAAACACAUACUGGAAAGAAAAUCAGUGAGAGUAAUCAGUGUGGUAAAGCCUUCACAAGUCAUGGUCACUUUCAAAAACAUAAAGGAACACAUACUGGUGAGAAACCUUAUGAAUGUAAUCAAUGUGGUAAAACCUUUGCAUGUACCAUUAGACUCCGAAGACAUGAAAGAAGACAUACUGGAGAGAAACCUUAUGAAUGUAAUCAAUGUGGUAAAGCCUUUGCAUGUACCAGUAGUCUCCAAAGACAUGAAAGAACACAUACUGGAGAGAAACCCUACAAAUGUAAUCAAUGUGAUAAAGCCUUUUUACAACACAAUCGUCUCCAAAUACAUAAAAGAACACAUACUGGAGAG
This is a messenger RNA of Peromyscus maniculatus bairdii (prairie deer mouse), 889 nucleotides long. The record is from RefSeq and is a predicted model, not a curated record. Lineage: Eukaryota; Metazoa; Chordata; Mammalia; Rodentia; Cricetidae.